Megalops cyprinoides (Indo-Pacific tarpon) is the source of this 1750-nucleotide messenger RNA. Its product is annotated as kelch-like protein 10. The transcript has 5 exons. The record is from RefSeq and is a predicted model, not a curated record. Gene Ontology annotation, molecular function: protein binding. Lineage: Eukaryota; Metazoa; Chordata; Actinopteri; Elopiformes; Megalopidae. Bases 1 to 1680 code for a protein of 559 amino acids.
AUGGACUACACCAUUUUCAACAAACUGCGUCUGGAGGACAAGCUCUGUGAUGUGGUAAUCACGGUCAAUGGCACCAAGUUCAAAGCCCACAAGGCCAUCCUGUGUGCUUGCAGCUCCUACUUCUGCAAUAUGUUCACCAGUGAUAGUGACAGCACAGAGAGACAAGAGUACAACGUCACUGGAGUGUCUCCAUACAUCAUGAAGCUUAUCAUCGAGCAUCUUUACACAUGCUCCCUGAUGGUCACAGAGGACAAUGUGCUGCAUCUCCUGCAGGCUGCCAGCCAGCUCUGCAUACUGGGAAUUGUGCAGGCCUGCUCUGACUUCCUGGAGGCCUGGCUGUGCCCUCAGAACUGCAUUGGCAUCUGGAAUAUCACCGAAACGUACCUGUGUCCCAAACUAAGGGACCGCGCCUACCGCUUUGUCUUGCAUAACUUUGAAGAGAUUGUGCGCACCUCCAAGGAGUUUGUGGAACUCUCGCUGACCCAGCUCAGUGACAUCAUUGAGUCAGAUGAGCUUAACGUAAGGGAGGACGUGGUGUUUGAACUGAUUCUCCAGUGGAUUGCCCACUUGCCCGUUGAGCGCAAACCCUACAUCUCCACGCUGCUACCCAAGGUGAGGAUGGCCUUGAUGGAUCCUGAUUAUUUCUCACGCAAUGUGGUAGACAACUCACUGUUGAAAGACAACAGCGAGUGCAGCCACCUGGUCACCCACGCCGGAAAGGUCUUGAGCAAUCGUCUCAUGAACAGAUCCUCUAGCAACCGACUGACCCGCCCACGCCUGCCCUGCACCAUCCUGCUGGCCAUUGGGGGCUGGAGCGGCAGCUGCCCCAGCAAUGUCAUGGAGUCCUAUGACAUGCGGGCGAACGGCUGGGUCAAAGUGCUCCAGGAGGAGGGCCCCCGAGCUUACCACGGCGCAGCCUAUCUGAAAGGCUUUGUGUACUGCCUUGGAGGCCGCAACAAUAUAGAAUUCUUCAGCAGCGUGCGCAAGUUCGACCCCGCGGCGCUCACAUGGCACGAGGCGGCGCCCAUGCACUGCUGCCGCUGCUUCGUCAGCGUCACCGAGCUGGACGGCCAAAUCUACGCCAUGGGCGGCUUCGACGGCCACGUCAGCCACAGCUCAGCCGAGCGCUACAAGCCAGAGACCAACCAGUGGAGCUUCAUCGCACCCAUGCACGAGCACAGGAGCGAUGCCAGCGCUACCACGCUGUACGGCAAGGUGUACAUUUUUGGAGGCUUCAAUGGAGAGGACUGUCUCUCAUCUGCAGAGUGCUACACCCCUCAGACCAACCAGUGGACCAUGAUUACCCCUAUGAGCAGUCGGCGCAGUGGACUAGGGGCCAUCGCAUAUGGGGAAGAGGUUUAUGCGGUGGGUGGCUUCGACGGGGUCAGCCGGCUUCAGAGCGGUGAGGCCUACGACCCACAGACCAGCAGCUGGCGUCCGGUGCCUGACAUGGUCAGCACCCGCAGCAACUUCGGCAUCGGGGUGCUGGAUGACCGGCUUUUCGUGGUGGGUGGCUUGAACAUCUUCACCUCUACGGAUGGCGUGGAGUGCUAUGACAAAAAGACCAGCGAGUGGACUAAAGUCAAAAGCAUGGAAUCACCGCGUGGUGCCCUCAGCUGCUGUGUGGUGGCCGGCCUGCCCAACAUUACCCAGUAUGCCAGCACUCGGGAUUCCCUAUAGCCUUCCACUGACCACUGCCCCAAAAGGGGCUCAUCUGCUUAAAUGUCUUACAGUGUAGGGACCCCUGUCA